UCAAGUAAUCCUAAAACUGACAAAAAAAAAAAAAAAUUGGGACUGUAUAGUAAAGAUGUCCCUCUGAAUCUGAUUCUCCAGUUCGGUUUAUACAUCUCUUUCGGCGACAUCUCCUUCUCCGCACACGCCUUUCUUCUUCGUCUCCAUCGGCAAGAACAUCGGUUCUCCUUUUUGGACCGCCAUUAAAAUCCACUAACAGGGGGAUGGAAAGUGGUUCCUCCACAUAUGGCACUAUGUCUUUAUUGUGUGGUCAAGGGACAUUCUUGCCUUCCAAGACAUUACUGAGGCGGAUGUCUUUUAAAUUAAAAUCAGAACCUCAGCUGGACCUUUGCCAUGGUCUUGUUUCUCUUCAGUCUUCUCAGGUGUUUACUUGUAAGGAACUCUAUGUUGGGGGCUCUUCACAUAAAAGGCUCACUUUGAGUUAUUCAAAUUUUUAUGCUCACAAUACAUAUCUAUGUAUUCCAAGGAAGCAUGACAUUGUAUCGCGGUGUUAUUCUGAUAAACAGGAGAAACUUAACAUACCACAUUAUGAUGUGACAAUGAAAAACCGAGAUAAGAUCCCCAGGCAUGUAAUUAUGAGAUCUGAACUUACUGGAACUGGCAUUCCUGAGGCUGCUUCCCCAUUAACAGACAUCAGUCUGCGCUCAAAAGUUAGAGGGAUUUGCUUCUAUGCUGUUACUUCUGUAGUCGCAAUUUUUCUGUUUGUGCUGAUGCUGGUGGAGCAUCCUUUUGUACUCUUGUUGGAUCGAUACCGAAGAAAAGCUCAUUAUUUUAUUGCUAAAAUGUGGGCAAGUUUAACUGUUGGUCCAUUUUUUAAGAUUACAGUUGAGGGAUUGGAGAAUUUGCCUUUGCCGGAUACUCCAGCUGUUUAUGUCUCAAAUCAUCAGAGCUUUCUAGACAUAUAUACUCUUCUCACUCUUGGUAGAGCCUUUAAGUUCAUCAGCAAGACUAGCAUAUUUCUCUUUCCUGUUAUUGGAUGGGCCAUGUUUCUGUUGGGUGUGAUUCCUUUAAAGCGCAUGGACAGCAAAAGUCAGUUGGACUGUCUCAAGAGCUGCAUGGAUCUUGUAAAGAAGGGGGCCUCUGUAUUUUUCUUCCCAGAGGGAACACGCAGUAAAGAUGGAAAGUUAGGUGCUUUUAAGAAAGGCGCUUUCAGCAUUGCAGCAAAAACCAAAGUGCCAGUAGUGCCUAUUACUCUUAUAGGAACUGGUAAAGUCAUGCCUUCGGGAAUGGAGGGUAUUUUGAAUAGUGGAUCAGUUAAGGUCAUUAUUCACAAGCCCAUAGAAGGAAGCGAUCCACAAGUACUGUGCAAUGAAAGUAGAAACAUAAUUGCAAAUGGCCUUCUCAAUCAUAAUGCCUGAGAUAGUCACUCCCACUUUUUGUUUGGUCUGGAAGACAGUGCAAAAUUUGUAUGGUCUGGAUUCAUGAAAUAUAACCUCAAGUUUCAGAUGGGAGUGACUGAAGAAAACGCAUCUAAACGUGUCAAAGCCAGUUGAGAAAUUCUUUGUUUUAUUUCAAUAAUUUAUGAGCAGUAAUUUUCUCGGAUGGUUAGUGAUAGGAACUGGCAUAUCUUUCUUCUCCCUUUUAUAUACACCACAACAACAAGGAUGGGUCAGUCAACUUACUGGUUCACUGGCUUUUAUCAGUUCUGGUCUUUCUGCCUUGAUGAUUUGUUUGACUUCGUCAAUUUGGUGGAGUUGACAAAUAUAUAUAUAUAUUUUUAUUUAUAGGAGUUUCUUAGGUAGUGCUAUUACUUUUGCUCCUACUAUAGGGUAUUUUUUUUAUUUUCGGUGCUUAGAGAUAUUAUAACUCAAUUUUUUUUGUAUGAUAGUGUACAUAAUAAUUCUAGUAGGUAUUUCACUAAUUUUCGGGAAAUUUCAAAUAAUUUACAGUGUUAAA
This is a messenger RNA of Humulus lupulus (European hop), 1896 nucleotides long. Its product is annotated as 1-acyl-sn-glycerol-3-phosphate acyltransferase BAT2, chloroplastic. NCBI's taxonomy places the organism in Eukaryota, Viridiplantae, Streptophyta, Magnoliopsida, Rosales, Cannabaceae. Gene Ontology annotation, molecular function: 1-acylglycerol-3-phosphate O-acyltransferase activity. Gene Ontology annotation, cellular component: membrane. Bases 204 to 1358 code for a protein of 384 amino acids. The transcript is spliced from 8 exons. Gene Ontology annotation, biological process: phosphatidic acid biosynthetic process. The record is from RefSeq and is a predicted model, not a curated record.